Aspergillus versicolor CBS 583.65 is the source of this 975-nucleotide messenger RNA. RefSeq names its product YbjQ family protein. The record is from RefSeq and is a predicted model, not a curated record. The transcript has a single exon. Bases 237 to 677 code for a protein of 146 amino acids. Lineage: Eukaryota; Fungi; Ascomycota; Eurotiomycetes; Eurotiales; Aspergillaceae.
CGGAGCUAUUUCAAAACCCCGUUUUUCUUUCUCAAUUUCAUGUAUAGAGUACCGAAUCCCCGCUUGAACUCGUUAUCCGACCCAAAUACGAGACCAAUGCUCAUGCGUAAUUCGUCAGCAAAAUGCCGCAUGGGACUAUAAAGCUACCCUUGCAAGCAUAAUUUCCAGAUUAUUUACUUCUAUAGAGCCCAUUGAUAUCAUUCUCGCUACUCAAAUUUUUUCAAUUCACCUAGGCAAUGACCUCACAACCAGACGAGAACAACAUCCCGUCCUGCUUCACAGACACGCACGGCGUAAUAACCGUCACAACCAACGAUGUCCCCGGAUACAUAAUCACAAAACCACUAGGAACAGUGUACGGGCUUACCGUCCGAGCGCGCAACUGGGGCGCAGAUCUCGGCGCGAUCGUUCGGUCCGCGAUUGGCGGCGAGCUGCGUCCGUUCACGACGCUUAUGUAUAGAGCGCGCAAUGAGGCUGUUGAGAGGCUGGUGGGCGAGUGUAUGGGUCGUGGUGGGAAUGCGGUGGUGGCGAUGCGUUUUGAUAUAGCGAGCUUUGGGGCUUGUGUGCAGGUGUGUGCUUAUGGGACUGCUUGUUUUGUUGAGAGGGAGGGAGAGGGGGAGUGUAAGGUAAAGGUGGCAAGUGGUGGUGACAGUGGGAGUAUUCCGAAUAGGAUAUAAUUGAGGAAAUGCGCAGUGGGUGAAGGGCGUACCAAGUAGCAAGUAUGAACGAGGAAUGGAAGAUGGAUUUGGACCAUGGUCCCUUUAAGGCGGCCUAUGCGUGGGCGUUGGACUUGAUACCCAGUUAUGAUAUACUUCCACCCUUGAACUACAUCUGGAGAAAUACUACGGAUGAACUGAUAAGAUGUUGAGAGAAGCGUGCGUUGCAUUGUACAUGAGUAUGAUACAAAACAAACAGGACAUGAGUACGAGAUACAUAAAAUGGCCACUAGGGUCUUAUAAUGCGAACGCUCUCAAC